UCAGCCCAAGCACAAGGCGCUCACAAAGACAAAAGAGUGAAAAGAUGCAUUUUUUGAGCGUUGUGAUUGUCUGUUGUUCUAUGUUUACACAUUAAAGGAAAAAGUCAAAAAGUCCCGGUGCGACAUUACUAGUUAGGGAUGUUAUCGGUUGUAGCUAACGUCGAUGACAUCGUGUUUGAUGUUGAAGCUGCCUUGGGUCAACAACUAGGCACUCAGCCUUUACCCUUUCCUGGCAUGGACAAAUCUGGUGCUGCAGUUUGUGAGUUUUUCCUGAAGAACAACUGCAUUCGAGGCAGCUACUGUCCAUUUCGACAUACCACGGGAGAGAAAACCAUAGUGUGCAAACAUUGGUUGAGAGGUCUAUGCAAGAAAGGGGACCAAUGUGAAUUCUUACAUGAAUAUGACAUGUCUAAGAUGCCUGAAUGUUAUUUUUAUACUAAGUUUGGUGAAUGUAUGAACAAAGAAUGUCAAUAUCUUCAUGUUGAUCCUGAGUCACGUGUAAGACAUUGCCCUUGGUAUGACAGAGGUUUCUGUAAACAUGGUCCAAAUUGUCGCCAUCAACAUGUCAGAAGAGUUUUAUGUGUCAACUAUCUUUGUGGGUUUUGCCCUGAGGGGAAGCAGUGCAAAUAUAGUCAUGCUAGAUUUGAGCUACCAGUGAUGUCGGAGUACCAAGAUUAUGGCAUGAAGAAGAUAGUCUGCCAUCGAUGUUUUCAACCUGGACACAAAAUAUCUACAUGUCCUCUUAAUGUCACUGUGGGAGUAACUCCAAUUCCACAGAAUCUUCCCACACCACAUACUGCCAAUGUUCAGAUUCCUAUUCACACAACUAUGGGAGCUGGACAGCAUGUGAUAAGGAUGCCAUGGAGACCACUUGAGACUGUCACAUGUUUUAAGUGUGGGGAGAAAGGCCACUAUGCAAACAAGUGUACAAAAUCAAAAGCAGAUCUUCUGAGAGCAUAGUUGAGAUCAUCUGCAAAGGAUGUUGAAAUGAUGUACAUUUGAUGUAUUUUUGAUUAGGUACAAAAUAGUACAUGUAGAUAUAUUUUCCUGUUCUAAGGAAUCAAAGUCAUUCAAGUCAUUGAUACCAUCCAUUGUACACUAUGACUAUGAAUAAGAGCAGCUUUAUGAAAACUUCUAGUUUUAAUAGAUCAUUAUUUAAUACAGCCCAACUAACAUAAACAUUCAAAGUAUUUAAAACGUCAAAAACGCAUUAUCAACUUGUAUAUUACAAAAUGUUACAUAACAAGUUUUUUGGUGCUGACAUAUUAUUGAACGUCUUCCAUUGAAUACUUUUUCCACAAAUCUGCCACUUUAAAGUUAAUUUCACAAUCCUCCUACAAAAAAUAAAGCUUCUUGUUGGACUGAUUUUAAAGAUGUAUAUUUGUAAUUAACCAACGUAGCGGAGAGGCCAAGGACGUUCAGAAAAAUUUUGUUAAUUACUCAAAUGUAAAUGAUGUUGUUAGAUAAAUUCACAGUUGUGUUUAUUUGUCCAAAA
This is a messenger RNA of Xenia sp. Carnegie-2017, 1495 nucleotides long. RefSeq names its product cleavage and polyadenylation specificity factor subunit 4-like. The record is from RefSeq and is a predicted model, not a curated record. The transcript has 9 exons. Gene Ontology annotation, molecular function: RNA binding; zinc ion binding. NCBI's taxonomy places the organism in Eukaryota, Metazoa, Cnidaria, Anthozoa, Malacalcyonacea, Xeniidae. Bases 139 to 960 code for a protein of 273 amino acids.